GCUGGAAGGAAAUAGAACUGGAGAGCUUCCCAGGUGGGAUUUCUGCCUGAGAUAAUUUGCUGAUGGUACAGGUGAAAAGAGGCAUCCUAUUGGGAAAUCUUAUCACAGAAAAACGGGGACUGGGACUAACGGGGAUAAUAUAAAAGGAAACAAAGAGUAAAGUAACUUUAUGCCAGAACGACUGCCAUUCUGAUAUGAUGGAUCCAAGAAAGAAACAUGAUAGAAGUGUGCGAGGGAGAGGAAUCAGCAGGAUGAAUCGUCUGGGGCCUCAAAUUAUGCAUCGUUUGGACCAACUUUUGGAGUUUAUAAAUUUCAACAGCAAUAUUGAACUAGAUUAUCUCCAGAUCGCACGAAGUCUUGAGGUGAUACACCAGCGGUGCCUUCAACUAGAUCGUGACUUGAAGAAAGUACAGGAGCAGUUGCGGCAGUCUGAAUUUGAGCGUUCAGGGCUGGAGGUGAAGCUGAAACAUGCCCGCAACCAAGUGGAGGUGGAGAUGAAGAAAAGGCAUGGGGCAGAAGCCGAACUAGAAAAGCAGGAACGCAAGCUGAAGCUUAUCUAUGCCUACCUAAUGACUGAUUCACAGACCGCUCCUCUCAGCGAAGAUCAGUGUUUCUGCCACAGUACCCUGCUGCCUGGCAAAUGCUGUAUGCCAGGGGACGUAUUAUCUGCAGUGGAAGAACUUGGUGCCUCAUGUUUGUCUGAUAUCAGCUUUGACCGCUCAGAUGAUGAAAUAGAACGUGGCACAAGGCCUGUCAAAAGCAGAGACAGACGGCGCUCCUCCCUGGCACCCCUCAUUCAGCCAAUUGUGGCAGCCAAGCGGACAAGGCCAUCUGUCACAGCUUCUUCCAAUUCUUCCCCGGUCAAUGGGAUACCUGUGAUGACCCUGAAAACUGGAGUUAUCGCUGAAAACAGUUCGGUCCCAAUUGCCGCAAUAUUCCAUCGCCGUUCCCAGCCAAACCAUCAGGUCUCCACAAACUCAGAUCUCCCUACAAUCCGGGACAGGACUGAGGAUUCACCUGGAUGUAGCACUCAGGCUAGGAAUGACGUCAUCAACACAGCAACUGGGUCUAAUCAAAGGAGUGCUCAGGAAACUUUCACUCCACCUCCUCCUCAAGAAAUACCCACAUUCCAACAGCACCACUUUACUUCCAAGAGGGUGAUCCGUUUGGAGUGUUGUGCAGUUUGCAAAUCCCGACUACAUUUUGGAAAAAUGGCCCUCAAAUGUCGUCCCUGCCAACUCCAGGUGCAUCCUGAGUGCAAAGAACGCUGCCUGGUUCCGUGUACACCUGGUGCCCAUCCCACAACAAGAGAGGGCACUCUGGCUGAUUUUGCACCCCCCACACCACCUCUGGUGCCCCCCAUAGUGAUUCAAUGUGUGAAUCAAGUCGAAAAGCGUGGCCUGCGGGAGACUGGACUGUAUAGAGUGCCAGGUGCUGAGCACCUUGUUCGUGAAUGGAAAAACAAACUGCUCACAUCCCAGAAAUCACUCCCUUCUCUUGAUGAUGUUGCUGAUGUGAAUGUGAUCUGUGGCAUUCUCAAGGACUUCUUGAGGAAUCUGAAGGAACCCCUUGUUACUUUCUGCCUGCAUUCUGCCUUCCUGCAUGCUAUAGAAAUUCCAGAUGAUCCUUCCCGUCAUACUGCACUCUGCCAUGUUGUGAUGAAACUUCCUGUGGCCAAUAGGGACACGCUGGCUUUUCUCAUGCUCCAUCUGCACAGGGUUAUGCAGAGCCCUGAAUGUCGUAUGGAUCAGAAUAACCUGGCACGGAUCUUUGGACCAACAUUGGUUGGACACAGUACCCCCAAUCCUACCCCACUCACCAUCAUGAAAGACACACCGCGCCAAUGCCGGGUUAAGCUCCUCCAUUUUUGUCUACCAGGGAUGGUCCCUGGACCAAGAAGACAGAGAAAACCCUUCCACUUCCACAGUAAAGAGGCGACUUGUUUCACCUGCCACCAAGAACUGUGCUGUCAUCCCUACCAUGGCAUAUCUGCUUUUCGCCUUCCAGUAUCUCCAGGCCUUGGACUAGUGUCCUCCCAGAGUAGGGCGAGAUGUGUUACUUGAUCUUCUUCUCUGAUCUGGUCUUAUUACAACUUCAAUAAGCAAGAGUUCUCAGUAGAGCAAAACCCUUACCUUUGAUGUAUUGGGAAGGGUGAUAAAACUGUAACCAGGGCAGUGAGUACACAUACAGGCUGCCAUUCAUAUCUGAAACUGGGGGAUUUGAGAGUGAGGUGUUCUGGGACCAUCUGCUUGGAAACUGGGCAGCUGAGGGGGGAGUCAUAUAUACACAAUCACUACCAUUUUUGAUCCAUUACCCAUUGCAAAAAUGUGGUAGUGUCAUGCAAUUAUGAAAGGGGAAAGGGAUAAAUACCUUUUCCAGUAAUUGCUGUCUUUCCACUCAUAAGAAGCUGUUGGAAGGAGAAAACAACAGCUGGUUUAUUCAAGACUGCUGGGCCGCAAUUUCACUGACUAUUGACGAUGCUGUCUAGUCCUAAUGGGCGCUGUACUCCAGCCACUUUAAAACACUUUGGAUGUAUUAUUCUUUGUAAAAUGUAUUAAGAGGCUUCUGCAAUCUUAAUAAACAAGAUCAAACUAUUA
Molecule: messenger RNA, 2597 nt
Organism: Anolis carolinensis (green anole)
Lineage: Eukaryota; Metazoa; Chordata; Lepidosauria; Squamata; Anolidae
Product: rac GTPase-activating protein 1
Exons: 15
Coding region: 195-2063 (622 amino acids)
Biological process (GO): mitotic cytokinesis; Rho protein signal transduction; mitotic spindle midzone assembly
Cellular component (GO): midbody; cleavage furrow; spindle midzone
Molecular function (GO): GTPase activator activity
Source: RefSeq, a predicted model, not a curated record